Molecule: messenger RNA, 4531 nt
Organism: Cheilinus undulatus (humphead wrasse)
Lineage: Eukaryota; Metazoa; Chordata; Actinopteri; Labriformes; Labridae
Gene: pcdh18b
Product: protocadherin 18b
Exons: 4
Coding region: 311-4018 (1235 amino acids)
Biological process (GO): homophilic cell-cell adhesion
Cellular component (GO): plasma membrane
Molecular function (GO): calcium ion binding
Source: RefSeq, a predicted model, not a curated record
GGAGGCGACGGGCAUAUGUCGAUAUAUGCAACAGAUCUGUCUGCGAGGAGGGCGCCGCGCUUGUUGAUGUGUGGUUCUUUUUUGCUAAACAAGCAAUUCUAUUUAUUUUCCUUUAUUUAUUUUCAAUCAUUUGUGGAUUUCAACCAAGUCCAGUCGCCUUUUGGAUCAAGCCUAUAAUCCUUUGUGGAGUUUGCUUUGCGCACAGAGAGCAGCAGCGGAGGAUUCAACAUGCCAGACAUUUAAGAAGACUAAUUCUUUCCCCCAGUUUUUCCCCUCUGUGGAAGUAAUCGCCACAGUGUGCGCGCAGAAGAUGGGGGCGAAAAGGAUCCAAACCAAAGGAAAUCUACUCAAACUACUGCUUCUGCUUGCGCUCAUGCACGGAGCCAGUGGUAAGACUUUGAAAUAUAAAGUUUACGAGGAGCAGAAAGUAGGAACUGUGAUUGCACGGCUGAAAGAGGAUGUAUCUGGGGUUUUAUCCAAACUACCAAGCUCUCUGACUUUUCGGUUCCGCGCUAUGCAGCGAGGGAGCACUCCAUUCCUGAAUGUCCGAGAGGAGGAUGGCGAGAUCAGUAUUGGCACCAAGAUCGACCGAGAGAAGCUGUGUGAGAAAAACUUGAACUGCUCGAUUGAAUUCGACGUGGUCACUCUCCCCACGGAGUACCUACAGCUGUUCCAUGUGGAGGUAGAAGUGCUGGACAUUAACGACAACUCUCCGCACUUCUCCCGCGCCAUAGUCCCCAUCGAGAUCUCCGAGAGCGCAUCCGUGGGGACGCGCAUCCCUCUGGACGGCGCAGUGGAUGCAGAUGUAGGGGAGAAUUCCCUUCACACGUAUUCCCUAACACCCAAUAACUUCUUUAAAAUCGACGUGAGGACGCGCACGGACGGUGCCAAGUACGCAGAGCUGGUGGUGAUGAGGGAGCUUGACCGGGAGGUGCAGUCCAGCUACCAGCUGCAGCUCACAGCCUCAGAUAACGGCGUUCCUCCGAAGUCUGGCUCCACUCUGCUCAAGAUCAGCAUCUCCGAUUCCAAUGAUAACAGCCCAGCAUUCGACGAACAGGCUUAUAUCAUCAAUUUGAUGGAAAACUCCCCUCUUGGGACUUUAAUCAUUGAUUUAAACGCCACGGACCCAGACGAGGGCACUAAUGGGAAAAUAGUGUACUCUUUCAGCAGCCAUGUCCCACCAAAGAUCUUGGAAACAUUUAAGAUAAACCCAGAAAAUGGCCACAUCACUCUGAUUAAAAAAGUGGACUAUGAAACCACUGCUUCCUAUGAGCUGGAUGUUCAGGCUCAGGAUUUGGGCCCUAACUCCAUCCCUGGACUGUGUAAAAUUGUGGUGAAGGUGGUGGAUGUAAAUGACAACAAACCGGAGAUAAACAUCAACCUGAUGACGCCAGGCAAAGAGGAGGUGGCCUACAUUUCAGAGGGCGCCCCUGUGGAUACUUUCAUUGCUUUGGUUCGUGUCGAUGACAGCGACACGGGGCUGAAUGGUGAGGUGGUGUGCAGGCUGCAUGGCCAUGGCCACUUCAGGCUGCAGAAGACCUAUGAGAAGAACUACAUGAUCCUCACCAACGUCUCUCUAGACCGGGAGAAGAGGUCUGAGUACAGUCUCACAGUCAUAGCAGAGGACAGGGGCUCCCCAAGCCUCUCCACCAUCAAACACUUCACUGUCCAGGUGCUGGAUGAAAACGACAAUCCUCCAAGUUUCGAGAAGAGCCGCUAUGAGGUCUUUAAAUCAGAAAACAACUCUCCUGGAGCCUACCUGAUGACUGUGGUCGCCUCAGAUCCAGACCUGGGCACCAACGGCCAAGUCACCUACACCAUCAUAGACGCUCUGGUCCAGGGGAGCCCCAUCUCCACCUACGUCACCAUCGACCCCUCUAAUGGCGCCAUCUACGCCUUACGCAGCUUUGACCAUGAAGACGUCAGCCGCAUCGCCUUCACCAUACAAGCACGUGACGGGGGAAACCCCGCGUUGUCCACCAACACCACAGUCCUGCUGACUGUUCUUGAUGAAAACGACAACCCGCCAAUCAUCCACUCCCCAUCCCUGAGGAAUCACACCGCAGAGCUGCCAGUGUGGAAGUAUGCAUCACCAGGUCAGCUGAUCACUGCACUCAAAGUGACAGACCGGGAUGCAGGUGCCAACGGAGAGGUGAGCUGCGCCAUCAUUGGCGGCAAUGAGGAUGGACUCUUUGUCAUGGAUGCACGCCGGUGUGAGCUCAGGACUAACGCCAGCCUGGAGCAGGCUCCAAAGGACGUGAUGGAGCUCAGGGUGGAGGUGACGGACAGAGGCACCAGCCGGCUGUCUACGGGGGCCCUCCUCCGACUCUCCCUGCAGGAGACCAUGGAAAUCCUCCCCCCUCUGUACCCCACUGGCUCCAGCCAGGCCCCACUGGAUCUCUCCCUCAUCGUCAUCAUCUCUCUGGGUGCUGUUUGCGCUCUGCUGCUGGUCGUGAUGGUCAUGUUUGCCACUGCCCGCUGCAGCCGGGAGAAGAAAGACCCUAGACAUAAUUACAACUGCCGGGUGGCGGAGAACAGCUACCAGAACCACCCGAAGAAACCCGCCAGGCAGAUCCACAAGGCAGACAUCACCCUGGUACCCACUGUGAAUGGGACGCUGCCCGUCCGAGCUCACCCACGCUCCCCCUCGGGAUCCCCGACACCUGAAAGGGGGGGCACCCUGGGGAGCAGGCAGAGCCACCACAGCCGCCAGUCCCUCAACAGCUUGGUCACCAUCUCAUCCAAUCAUGUGCCAGAGAACUUUGCUCUGGAACUGGCCCACGCCACUCCUCCUGUAGAGCAAGUCUCACAGCUUCUGUCCAUGCUCCAUCAGGGCCAGUACCAGCCACGACCCAGCUUCAGAGGCAACAAAUACACCAGGAGCUACAGGUACGCCCUGAAUGAGAUGGAUAAGUUCAGCCUGAAGGACAGCGGCCGAGGGGACAGCGAAGCCGGGGACAGUGACUAUGAGCCAGGCCGGGAGUCCCCAAUGGACCGGCUCCUUGGUGAGGGCUUUACUGAGAUAUAUGCCCCUGAUGGCCAGCACAGACCGCAUGCAGCAAUGAGGCUCUGCACAGAAGAGUGCCGUGUCCUCGGUCACUCAGACCAGUGCUGGAUGCCCCCCCUAGCCUCCCCAGCUUCAUCCUCCUCUGACUACCGCAGCAACCUCUACAUCCCCGGUGAAGAAGCCCGCCAACCAACUGAACUCUCCCAGGAGAAGACCCCUCAGCCCUGCACUGACACUGGCCCCGCCCGCAACCAAAGCUUCUCCACCUUUGGCAAGGAUCUGGGCAGCGAGGAUGGUGAAGAAGAGGAGGGGGGGCAGGAUGGCAGGGGGGAGACCAGAGAUGAAGACCUGUGUGGGACCACGUCGCUGCUGUCUGAGAUGAGCAGCGUGUUCCAGCGGUUAAUUCCUCAGGGUCUGGAUUCGUACGUCCAGGUCAAUGAGAAUCAAAAGGGGACUAGUCUAAGUGGGGUGGGGGUCCCUAUGACUGGAUCUUUGGACCGCAGGAGGGGCCACCUCCCUGGCAAAUCUAACCCCUCCGUCCACCAGCAGGGUGUUGCAGCCUGGGCUGCCAACACCCACUUUCAGAACCCUGGAAGCAGCAUUGGCCCACCCGGCCACCACCAGGGCGGCAGCUACCACACCCUGAAACCCAGCACCAAGCUCGGCUCCCAGAGCGGCUGCCAUAAGGGCUCACAGGCACCCAAGAACAGCCCCCAGAACAGCGGCCACACCCCCAAACCCCACAGCAGCCCUCUGCUCACAGCACUGGUCAGCCCCACUCUAGUGCAGCCUGCCCAGGCUCCUGCGCCCGUGUCGGUGCCGCUGCCUGGGCCCACCUCCAAGUGGCUGCCGGCCAUGGAGGAGAUCCCAGAGAACUAUGAGGAGGACGAUUUUGACUCUGUGCUCAGCCACCUUCAAGGCAAACGCAGCGACAGUCGGCAUGAGCUAGUGGACGCCAGCGAGCUGGUAGCUGAGAUCAACAAACUCUUACAGGACGUCAGGCAGAGCUAGACUUCCUGUGUACUCUUAUUUAUUCACCGCUCACUGACUGCUACCAUCACUCUAAAAUAAAAGUGAGGGACUGUGGGCGGCAAAAACUGAACAAAGACAAAAAAGAAGACCUGCAAGUGUCGUUAAAGUUGCAUUUUUAAUGUAAUAAUUGUGUUUUGUGAAUGCUAAUUAUCCAAAAAAUGUUUGUAAUUGCUGGUUUGGUACACAAUGUACACUAUGUGACUGUAUUUAUCUUUGUAUUUUAAAAAUACAUUUGUAUUCUUAUAUUUAUAAAAAAAAAAGGUGUAUAUAAAGUUAAUCAGAAGUCUAUUUUUAUAUUUUGAAUGCAUGUUGAGUUCGAAAACGUUGAAUCAUGACCUUGACAUGCGAUUGACAUUCGACAUAUUUAAAUUGUCUUUUGUAUUGUGAUUCUUUUUUUAUUUGUCACUAUGAUAUGUAUACAUGAAUAUAUUAAUGAAUUAAUGGACACUCGUCAUUGUGGAUAAUUGUUGGGGAAAGGGAUGGUACACAAUA